Molecule: messenger RNA, 1448 nt
Organism: Oenanthe melanoleuca
Lineage: Eukaryota; Metazoa; Chordata; Aves; Passeriformes; Muscicapidae
Gene: EIF4E
Product: eukaryotic translation initiation factor 4E
Exons: 7
Coding region: 38-829 (263 amino acids)
Biological process (GO): translational initiation
Cellular component (GO): cytoplasm; eukaryotic translation initiation factor 4F complex
Molecular function (GO): RNA 7-methylguanosine cap binding; translation initiation factor activity
Source: RefSeq, a predicted model, not a curated record
CGGCCCGCCCGGCGCAUGUGGCGCGGUGGGGGUGGCCAUGUUGGUUCCCGCCGCCGCGGCCGGCCGGGCGGCGAGGGGCGGCUCCUCCGGCUGCGGGCAAGGGCCGCGAUCCCGGCGCGCCGGGGCCCGGGAGAGGCACCGCCGUGAGGGAGCGCGGCUGGAGAGACUCGGCAAACGAAAUCGUCUUUUCCAGGAAACCACUCCCAACCCCCAACCUACAGAAGAGGAGAAAACUGAGCCAGCACCUAGUCAGGAGGUUGCCAGCCCUGAACAGUAUAUUAAACAUCCACUACAAAACAGAUGGGCACUCUGGUUUUUUAAAAAUGACAAGAGCAAAACUUGGCAAGCAAAUCUUCGUCUUAUCUCAAAGUUCGAUACUGUUGAAGAUUUUUGGGCUUUAUACAACCAUAUUCAGCUCUCUAGUAAUUUAAUGCCUGGCUGUGACUACUCGCUCUUUAAGGAUGGGAUUGAGCCCAUGUGGGAAGAUGAAAAAAACAAGCGAGGAGGCCGAUGGCUAAUUACACUAAACAAGCAGCAGAGACGAAGUGACCUUGAUCGCUUCUGGCUAGAGACACUGCUGUGCCUUAUUGGGGAGUCAUUCGAUGACUACAGUGAUGAUGUGUGUGGUGCUGUUGUUAAUGUUAGAACUAAGGGUGAUAAAAUAGCAAUAUGGACAACUGAAUGUGAAAACAGGGAUGCUGUUACGCAUAUAGGGAGAGUAUACAAGGAAAGAUUAGGACUUCCUCCAAAGAUAGUCAUUGGUUAUCAGUCCCAUGCAGACACAGCUACUAAGAGCGGCUCCACCACUAAAAAUAGGUUUGUUGUUUAAGACGACACCUUCUGAGUAUUCUUUCAUAGGAGACUGCGUCAAGCAAUCGAGAUUGGGAGCUGAACCAAAGCCUCUUCAAAAGCAGAGUGGACUACAUUUAAAUUUGAUUUCCAUCUAAAUGUUGCUAAGAUUUGUGAGAAGUCUCAUUCGCCUUUGUCUUGUACUUCUAUGUUCAAUUUUUCUAUUUUGGCUGAAGUAACAGUUACCAAUUGGAAUUUUAGUACACUUCACCCCCAAAUCCAUAAGUGUGUUUCUGGCCCACUCUGUAAUAGCUUGGUAGAAACAUUACUAUUGCAAAAAAUAAUUUGUUUAUCCACAGUAUUCAGAAAAGAAGUUGCAUUUCUGUACCUGCAGGAAAUUACUCUGUUUUACAUUUGUAUUGUAUGCAGUAAGAUUUUGCUGGUUUGGAAAAAGAGUAUGGUGCAUACAGUUUUCUAGCAAUUUUUUUAUACAGCAUCAUCUUUGCUGUAACCUCUGCUGAUGGCUGCUAGAUUAAUUUAUUUGUUUUCCCUAUUUGAUAACAUUAGUGAUAUUUUGAUUUCAGUUGUUUUUGCUCAUGUAACAUUUGGUGAAGAAUCUGGGAAUAUGACAAAGGUGGAAUAAACGUUAAUUUUGUGCA